Acytostelium subglobosum LB1 is the source of this 3003-nucleotide messenger RNA. RefSeq lists its product as hypothetical. Bases 1 to 3003 code for a protein of 1000 amino acids. The transcript has 3 exons. Lineage: Eukaryota; Evosea; Eumycetozoa; Acytosteliales; Acytosteliaceae. The record is from RefSeq and is a predicted model, not a curated record.
AUGCUAAGGUACAACGCUACGCACAUGUUCAUUCAGGCGUUUGACAGCAUUGCCCACAACUACCCGAUGGACUUCAAUCUGUUGCUCCAAGCCGCCACAUAUAACAACGAUACAGUGUUCAACUAUCUAUUGGACGAGAGCAGUAGCAUGAUGCUGGACAUGAAGACCCUGCCAACUGUCAUCUUCAAGCAUGGCAACUUGGACAUUCUCAAACGAUACCUCGCAGGCGUAGCCUACCGCCCAUUCCCAAUGUCGGCGAUUUAUAUGCUCUGUCGUGUCGUAAUCAUCAAAGGUAUAAUGAUCAUAAUAUCUCUCAGUCUUUGGCAUGUGGUCCAGGAUGUACUGCACACUAUCCAUCAUGUUGCAUUUGAUAGAGUGUGUGAGCGCCCUCUGCCACACGGUAGGCAAGUAGAACAGGCAGUUGAACUCCUCAUGCAACAUAUUGAGCAUGCUCACACUGACGCCACGUCUCCUGAACUUAUUUGUAUUGGCGCCAGUGGGCAACGCAUCGUGGUCUAUCGCGAUGUGUUGGAGCAGCAGGCGGACGAACUGCACGUUGCCAGUGUCGACAGCCACAGGCCGGUGGAUACCGGUAUCCACAAAGAGAGUGCACCACUUCUGGCAAAGUGUGUUCGACGAUGUGCCAAACAUGGCAACGUGGCCAUCUUCCAAUUGUUGAGCCAGACCGUGGUCGGUUCAAACUACCUUAGAGAUCAUGACAUUGUCGACAACAUUCGGCUGGCGCUGGAGCAUGGACGCCAAUCAUUCAUCAAUCAACUGGUCCAACAUCACAUGGACAACGGCACAAUCACAUCAGCAUCCGAGGACAUGAUCAAGCAAUGUUACCUCGACCAGGUGGCUGGGGGAGUGUUUAUCGUCAGGCCCCAUGGGGCCAUACUCAACGAUGACUAUAUGGGCAUGGAGUCACUAAUGGCGAACGAUGCUACUGAAGUGCACUUGCUCGAGAAGAUGUGUCAACGUAUGUCAGAGCCGAUGGCACGACUGAUUGCAAGUGCCCGCGCACAAACACUUAGAUUCAGCGAAGAUUCAUUGUUCAACUUGGUACGUGCUGUGGGCAAGCCAGGCAGCAACAUCACUGCCGACAUCGUCUGCCAGUUCAUCGUCAACCACAACGAACAGCUCCUAUCAUCCCUAUCAUAUUAUCGCGUCGAUAUUAUGCGAUAUGCAGCGGUCUUCUCGGCGCAGCUGUUGACUCUACUUCACACAGGUCCAAGCCCUCAGUACAAUUGCCUCGAUGUGGCACUGGGCGCAGGAUGUCGCGAGACAAUCGAGUAUCUGUUCCAACAUCUCGACGAGGAGGAACUUGGUAGAAACUCAGCCUCAACUGACUUUACUGAUGAGCCCAACUCAUAUCAGUUGGUGACCAUCCAAUCAAUCAUCGAGGAGGCAUAUGUGCAAGGAACACAUCGAAUCAUCAAGUUAUGUCAGGAGCAGACCAAGUUGUACACACCAUUUGAUCAUAGUAUUCCAAAACCUGUUGACACUGAUAUCAAGAUGAGUGAUCCUCAAUUGGAGUCAGCGAUUCAUUCAGUGUUUGGUAACAGGAAGCUUAUUGCGAUUAUCAUGGGACACAUUACCAAUGUUCAUAGGUCACUGGGGGCCAAUGUGAUCAAAGGUUCACAGCUACUUGACAGACAUUGCUUGUUUCAAUACAUCAAUUAUGGUGCAGCGGAAUGGUUUCUCAAGUACUACAAAACAACAACAUUCUCAAGUAAUCUCCAUAUCAAUUUUUCAUUGUUAGAGAGUGCCUUGUCCAAGGCUAACGUAACGGCCACCUACGCACUGCUGCGCAACCCAAUCAUGUCACUCAUGUGCGACAAAACCCCAUCACUCUACUUCAUCUACAAGGUAUCAGCAUGUACAGAGUACAACUGGCGGUGGGCUGUGGAGCUAUACACGCUCAUCACCUGUCGCAAGGUCUGCCCCCAGUUGGACAAGGACAUCUUGUUACAUGUCCACAACCCAUUGUUCAUUCAGUUUAUUAUGAAGCUGAACUGGACCCUCAAGCCAUUGGCCAACAAUCCCAACAACAUUGCAAGAAUCAAUCAGAUUUGGCUUUCAGAGCCUUACGCUGUCGAUAUGCUCGUUGUUCUGGAUGAGCAUUCAUUGAUCAGCCAUGACUUGGAGAUUCAACUGCUCAUUGCGGCAAUCGAGCUGAACAUCACACUGGUCGUCAAAUACUUUGUGGAGGACAAGUCCAAGGUGCAGUUGAUCAAGGAGCAGGCAAUGGACAAGGCACAGACAAUUAUUGAUACAUGUUGCACCCAGGCAUUGGAAAUUGGACGCAUGGACAUAGUUGACUUCAUAUUCAAUCACAUGGAUACUGACCCAAAGUACUUGGCGACCAAUCAUCAAAUUACAAUUGAUAUCCAAGCAAUUCACCAGAGCAUCUUGUCGGUGGAGUUGCUCGAGAGGCUGAUUGCUCACCCCAAGAUCAACUGGAACUUCUCUAGUUUGAUGGGAGUGGCCAUCAAGUCACGUAACAAGGCAGUCAUUGAAUGGUUGGAGCAGCACAUUGACACCAAUCACACCAACCACCUAAAGGCUCGUCUCAAAGCAUGCGAAGUAGGUGACCUGGACAUGUUGAGGAAGUUCAUGUCCAAUCAAUCAAAGAUGUACACCAAGACCAAGCUCGGCUAUAAUGAGCUGUGCUCGUUGAUUAAACGGGUUGGCAUACCUGACAGCACGGUGACCGAGGAAACAAUCAUUGAGUUCGCCAACAAGGAGGCCAGGACCAAGUCGCUCUCCAAAAUGCUCGCAUUGUUGAAUAGUGAAGACAUUCACUCGUUCGCACACUUUAAAUUGGCGAUCAAACAUCUCUACAAGCAUGUCGUCAGCGACCUAGAUUGUGCGACUAGUGAAAUGCGCGUCCACCACAUUGCACCCAUGAUUGAGUCAUCUUACAAACGUGGAGAUCUUGAUGUAAUAUCUCGUCCCACUGGUAUUGUCCAUCUUGAAGAGAAACAAGUUCAUUGGUUGUGA